GACCUGGAGACCGUCGUCUGCAAGUCCUUCAAUCUGGAAGGACUCUUCAACCUGAUCCAGCAGAAGAUCGAGCUGCCGGUGACGGAGAACGUCCAGACCAUCCCCCCGCCCUACGUGGUCCGGACCAUCCUGGUGUUCGGGCGCCCCGGGUGCCAACCCCAGUUCUCCAUGUCCGAGCACAUGAAGAAGAUGCUGCAGUGCCCCUACUUCUUCUUCGACGUGGUUUACAUCCACAACGGCCUGGAGGAGAAGGAGGAGGAGACGAGCUGGAAGGAGAUGUACGGCUUCUUCAGCAGCCUGGACACCAAGGGCACCAACUACAAGUACGAGGUGCCGCUGACGGGGCCGGCGGUGGAGCUGCACAACUGCAUGGCCAAGCUGCUGGCACACCCCCUGCAGCGCCCCUUCCAGAGCCACGCGGCCUACGGGCUGCUCGAGGAGGACGAGCCCCCCGAGGUCGAGGCCACCGUCUGA
Neopelma chrysocephalum (saffron-crested tyrant-manakin) is the source of this 474-nucleotide messenger RNA. It is a transcript of the gene BABAM1, whose product is annotated as BRISC and BRCA1 A complex member 1. Gene Ontology annotation, biological process: mitotic G2 DNA damage checkpoint signaling; double-strand break repair; protein K63-linked deubiquitination. NCBI's taxonomy places the organism in Eukaryota, Metazoa, Chordata, Aves, Passeriformes, Pipridae. The transcript has 5 exons. The annotation marks the transcript as partial. The record is from RefSeq and is a predicted model, not a curated record. Gene Ontology annotation, cellular component: BRISC complex; nuclear body; BRCA1-A complex.